Entrophospora sp. SA101 is the source of this 663-nucleotide messenger RNA. The record is from the annotation of a GenBank genome assembly. NCBI's taxonomy places the organism in Eukaryota, Fungi, Glomeromycota, Glomeromycetes, Entrophosporales, Entrophosporaceae.
AUGCUUUUUGAAAAAAAUAUAUUUUACAAUUUAUCCGAGUUAAAAUCGCCGAAAGCUGCCACUGUUCCAGAAAUAUUUUGCAAACCAGUAUCUUUUAAUGGUGUCAAUCCAUUAGUCAGCGAAUGUUUGCCAUUUCUACUAAAAAAACUUGAAUCUAUCGAAGGUAGAUAUAAUAGCGUUAUUAGAGAGAAUAUUAACCUUGAUGGUAACGAUGAGGAAAUGGUCGAUUUCUUGGAUGAGGUGUGUAAGAAAAGCAUUAGCAAUGAGAUUAGAAAGAGGAGGUGGGAAAAGAAACAGAGAGAUCAAGAGGCACUUUUAAUUUCUCAGGAUGUGACUAAAAUUCCUGAAGCUAGUUCUGAGAGCAUAAGUUCAGCAUAUUGCAUCUUACCAAAGCAACCGCAAGUUAAUGCAUCCAAAUUAGCAUAUAAUCUUGAAAACUGUGAAGAUUCUUCACAAUUGGAGUCAUGUGGCAUAGAGGAACUUAAAUCCAAUCAGCAUGAUGAAGUUAUUACCAAUUUGGAUAAAAAUAUAAUUGUGGAACAGGAAUUAAAGCAACAGUUAUCGUCACCUGCACAUACAUCUAGAUCAGAUCAAACUUCAGAAGAACAGGAUCCAUCUUUAGAUACCACACAAAAUAUAAUUAGUAAAGAAACCUCUGAAUGA